AUGGGAAAUUCUGGAACCUGUUUAACCGAUUACCUGAGCGUCUGUGCUCCUGAGAAAGUUCUUUUAGUCAUAAGCUUUUGUACUGUCCUUUUGGGUUUCGUUCUUAUUGUUUUAGGUGUUUGUAUCACUCAGCUUAGUGAUGGACUGUAUGCUCAUUUGUCCAUAUCAUAUUCAGCUGUCCCUAUUGUGUUUGCUGGUUGUAUUACACUAUUAAUUGCCAUUCUUAGGAUCGUUUCUACAAGUAAAAGUUUAAGGGAAAUGAAUUUGACUCCCUGUGAGUUUGGAAAACAGUGGAAUAAAAAGGAGUCUGUUUCCGAGCCUAUUUCCUACAAUCUUCAAGAAAACGCAUAUAAUACAUUUUCUUUUGCAAAUAAAUCUCCUGGCAAUUUUAGCUCCAACUCAUUUUCGGAUAAGAAGGUUGAUCAUUUUCCCAUGCCUGUAACAAACUAUCAUCAAAGAUUACCAAUGCCACCAAGGCGAGCUGUUUUGUAUUAG
Messenger RNA from Schistosoma margrebowiei, 495 nucleotides. The record is from the annotation of a GenBank genome assembly. Lineage: Eukaryota; Metazoa; Platyhelminthes; Trematoda; Strigeidida; Schistosomatidae.